GUCGGCGUCGUGACCGGGGUAGCACAAGGAGUCUCCCACCAGCAAAAAGAAAACGAAAAAGCCGCAAACGCAAACCCGGAAUCACGGACGACUAAAUUCUACAUAGACGUGGUCAUAGAAGACGAGGGUUCACGGUCACGAGGGCGUGGCGAACUUCUACACGACAGUAUAGUUGUUGUCCGCGACAACAAACUCUGGAUCGAAGCCAAGAAUCGAGCGACUGGCUUGCCCAGACGAGAAGACUCGCAUCCAUUCACUGGAUUUUACCUCAUGUAUCCAGAUGAAGACCGAUCUCCUGCUGAGCGAGGGUUGGUCACAACUAUUCAAAAAGACCCGCCGAUGCUCAACUGGAUCUACGUGGACAAUGAGACUUUCGAGCUCAAGUAUUCAAACCGAUCAGGCAGUAUAACUAAAAAGGUUGGCCCGUGGGACUGGACGGACGAAUUCAUCGAUUCGAGUAUAACCUUGAAUGAAUGGGAGGGAUUCUUGGCCGUCGAGGAGGAAAUGUACAGGAAUGAGCAGGGCCAUCCGAGAUGGGCUUUGUAUUACGAUUGGAAUGAUGAUGGACUCAAGGGACGGAAAAAGGGUAGAAGAACCAUGGAAAUCAGUUUGAAGCGCAGGUUGGUGGAGAACCAGGAGAAG
Molecule: messenger RNA, 642 nt
Organism: Aureobasidium pullulans EXF-150
Lineage: Eukaryota; Fungi; Ascomycota; Dothideomycetes; Dothideales; Saccotheciaceae
Exons: 1
Source: RefSeq, a predicted model, not a curated record